UCCCUGGUUGGGAGGUCAUGUGGAAGGGCUGCCUUCUGCAGUUGCCAGGCAACAAGUGUCAACAGCACAGGAUCAUGGCCACUAACUACAGUGCCAACCAGUACGAGAAAGCUUUCUCACCCAAGUAUCUGCGGAACUGGUCUCCCGCCAAGCCCACGAAAGAGAGGAUCCCUUCCCAUGAAGGCUACACUCAGAUUAUUGCCAAUGACCGUGGUCACCUGUUGCCUUCAGUGCCCCGCUCCAAGGCAAAUCCUUGGGGUUCCUUCAUGGGUACCUGGCAAAUGCCUUUGAGGAUACCCCCUGCCCGGGUGACCCUGACCUCCCGUACAGCUGCUGGUGCCGCCUCCCUCACCAAGUGGAUACAGAAAAACCCCGAUUUACUCAAGGCCUCCAAUGGGCUGCGGCCUGAAAUCUUAGGCAAGCCCCAUGAUCCUACCUGUCAGCAGAAACUCGGGAGGAAGUCUACCACGAAGACUGUACAACAAGCAUCAAGUCCGACCAUUAUUCCAAGUCCCCCAGCUGCCAACCUCAAUUCUCCAGAUCAACUCCAAAGCCCACACCCCUCUGCAGGUCACACUCCAGGUCCCCAAAGCCCAGUCAACUGUCCUAAGACCCCACUGGGAAGCCCAUGUGUGUCAGAACACGGGCAGGGUCAUAAUGUGUCUGAGGUCCAGAAAGGCAAACCCGCAACUUCAGAAGGGGCCCAGGCACCACACAGAGAAAACCUACCUAGAGAUUGAGUGAAGUAAGGCCCCGCCCCCCUGGCAUCCCCUGUUGGGAAUACGGAACAGGGAAAUUGUGGGGUUGUGACUAAAGGCAAAU
Molecule: messenger RNA, 822 nt
Organism: Tupaia belangeri chinensis (Chinese tree shrew)
Lineage: Eukaryota; Metazoa; Chordata; Mammalia; Scandentia; Tupaiidae
Gene: CFAP126
Product: cilia and flagella associated protein 126
Exons: 5
Coding region: 18-740 (240 amino acids)
Biological process (GO): cilium organization
Cellular component (GO): ciliary basal body
Source: RefSeq, a predicted model, not a curated record